This is a messenger RNA of Hydatigera taeniaeformis, 900 nucleotides long. The record is from the annotation of a GenBank genome assembly. NCBI's taxonomy places the organism in Eukaryota, Metazoa, Platyhelminthes, Cestoda, Cyclophyllidea, Taeniidae.
ACUGGCAUGAAUAAGAGCAAAUCCCCCGACAAGGUAGUCCCUCUCAGCUUAAAACGAAAGCACUCUGACUCCGAAUCGAAGACUCGGGAUCCGCCUGUACCUCUUUCGUCCAUUCCCGUUCCUUCCAAUGUCUCAAAAAAAACAAAGCCAUGUCUUCCUACUAAAAGGAUCUGUCUCAGUCUCCCCAGCAAGUCUCUGUCGGAUAAUGCAAAGAAGGAGACCUUGAAGCUCCAACCAGUGAGCGGUGAUGUCGCCAAAGUUUUUGGUCAGGAUGAGGAGGUAGGAAGUGAGGAGGAGGAGAUGCCCAUGGAAGCGCGGAUUCGCAUGCGAAACAAGGGACGGGAAACGCCAACCUCAUCCGGUCCCAAUUCCUUCGGAAAGAGUCGUUACGGAUUUAUUGACAGACGAGCUCUCCAGAAUAAACAGCUGGAGGCUUUGAAUGAACGAGUUUCCGGAGAUAACGAGGACAGAUUUUACGUGGUUUUGGAUCCACAUCAAAUAGUUUGCUACCGCUGUCUGCUCCUGUACACUAUGUACCUUCAAUUUGUGAUGAUGGCUGUCAUCGCAUUACACAUCCUGACAAUUCUGUUGGCUAUGUUAACGAUGGAGAAAGUGGAGGCGUUGUGUGGCUUUGGUAAGGUGAUUUAUCCCAAUCGCUUCUUGCAGUUUCCAAUCACCAAAAUAGUAGUGCCUCAUCAUGCUGACAUUGGUACCCGAUGGGUGACUCCGGACGGCCACUUUGACUGUACCGUCUUCGGUGUGGACGCCUUGCGACCCUAUGUGCUGGAGGUCAGCUGCUGCCUCAUUCAAUCUACCGACCUUCAACCCUGGGGUGCAAUUAAAAAGAGGCGUCUACUCAGCAGCAUUCAUCAAAUCUUUAUGGAGGGUGCCUUAACUUGA